This is a messenger RNA of Zingiber officinale, 1086 nucleotides long. Its product is annotated as vacuolar protein sorting-associated protein 2 homolog 2-like. NCBI's taxonomy places the organism in Eukaryota, Viridiplantae, Streptophyta, Magnoliopsida, Zingiberales, Zingiberaceae. The coding region runs from base 155 to 817 and encodes 220 amino acids. Gene Ontology annotation, cellular component: multivesicular body; ESCRT III complex. The record is from RefSeq and is a predicted model, not a curated record. Gene Ontology annotation, biological process: protein transport; late endosome to vacuole transport; endosome transport via multivesicular body sorting pathway. The transcript is spliced from 11 exons.
UUAUAUUUCACCGUUUAGCUGCGGCUUAUUCCAGGUGAGCCGUGGUGACGCAGUGUACCGUUUCCUUGCCCCCAAACCUGGUCUCGCUCUCUCUUUGUCGAUCUCCGUCGAUCUGGGAUAGCUUGACUUCCUCCGGUCAUAGCGACGACGAACCAUGAAUAUCUUCAGGAAGAAGCCUUCCGCCAAAGAUGCUCUAAGGACGAGCAAAAGAGAAAUGGGAGUUGCGACACGAGGUGUAGAAAGAGAGAUAGCUUCAUUGCAGCUGGAGGAGAAGAAAUUGGUUGCAGAGAUCAAGAAGACUGCACAAACUGGGAAUGAAGCUGCCACUCGUAUCUUAGCUCGCCAACUUGUUCGACUGAGACAGCAAAUCACUAACCUGCAGGGAACCCGUGCCCAAAUAAGAGGCAUAGCCACUCAUACCCAAGCAAUGUAUGCUAGUACUUCAAUUUCCACAGGAAUGAAAGGUGCAAGCAAGGCCAUGGCAGCUAUGAACAAGCAAAUGCAACCAGCAAAGCAGGUAAAAGUAAUGAGAGAGUUUCAGAAGCAAUCAACACAGUUGGAUAUGACGAUUGAGAUGAUGUCGGAGGCCAUAGAUGAAACGUUGGAUAAAGAUGAAGCAGAGGAGGAAACAGAAGAACUCACAAACCAGGUGCUUGAUGAAAUUGGUGUUGACGUUGCUUCUCAGUUGUCUUCGGCUCCUAAAGGUCGGAUUGCAGUUAAUAAUAAGAAAGUUGAUACUGCCUCGAGGCAUGUCGCUCCAGAGAAACCCGAAGUUGAUGAACUAGAGAAGCGGUUGGCAUCUCUCCGGCGCAUCUGAAUCGCCAACUUGGAAUAGCUCUAAUAAGGCUUUUGGCAAGAACUAUCAUCCUAUCGUUAUGUGAAGAUUGUUUACUUGUAAGGCAUAUCUAUUAUUAGAUAUAAAUCCUAUCAAGAGAACUCUAUGAAGGGUGUUCAUGAGCAACUCUAUCGUCUCCCGUAUUUAACAUUGUAAUAUAUUAUUCUCUUAUUGUGUAUCGAUCAUGUGAUGGGUAGAAAAAACCUUGUAUGGGUUCUGAAAAUAUUUUUAAUUUUAAAAAAUAAACUACA